This is a messenger RNA of Dendroctonus ponderosae (mountain pine beetle), 858 nucleotides long. RefSeq names its product UPF0488 protein CG14286. NCBI's taxonomy places the organism in Eukaryota, Metazoa, Arthropoda, Insecta, Coleoptera, Curculionidae. Bases 183 to 821 code for a protein of 212 amino acids. The transcript is spliced from 3 exons. The record is from RefSeq and is a predicted model, not a curated record.
AGUCUGUGGUUCAGGUUAUGAACAGUAUUCGGGCGUGUACAGAGACAAGACUUGUCUCUGGCGUGUAUACUGUUUUACCACUUAUAAGCCCUGUUCUAUGCUUGUAACUUUUUCAUUAAUGUUAUUUCUGUGUUCAUAUAAAGAAGCAAUUAAACCCGUAUAAAAUCCAGUUGUUUUAAAUAAUGCCACCUCCUAAAGUGAAAUUGCACAAAAACUCUGGAAAAACCCGCAGGGCUCCCAAUCUGCCCCCAAUUCAAAUUUCCCAAAACCAGAGGGUAGAGCAGCCCAGCCCAAGUGCACCUGACGUAAAUCCUAUCACUGGCCUGACAACAGAGCAGGAGCAGCAGUUCCAGUUAGAGCUGUACUGGUGUAUACAACAAUUCCAAAAAGCGUUAUCAUCAGGAAAAUUAGCUGCUAAACAAGUACAAGAACAUACAAAGUCCCUCAACACAUUAAUGAGUAAUACAGCGCCUAUAGUAAAGAAAAGACAAGUAAUGAGGAUGUCCUUCGGGGAUUAUCGAACCAAAAUGUUGGAGGAUGAAAAAAGGGCUAAAAAAAUCGCCUUAAAAAUUGCCACAGGAAAACCGAGUGAAAAAUCUACGUUUUAUAAAAAAGCCAACAUUAGAGACACAGAAAAUGAUUUCAAAUUCAAUUUUCCCACUCCCGACUGUAAUGGGAUUGAUGAAGGACCACCUGAGGAAAAAGUCAAUGGCGACGCCCCAAUAGAAAAUAAUACAAUAUUUAGUAGAUCUGAUAAUAGUUUCAGGUUUAAUUUUUCAAAUACGAGUGAAGGGAAUGAAAAUGGCACUCAAUCAACCUAAUGAAGCUUUACUUUAAGAAAUAAAGUUUAAGUAAGUA